AUGCUCCAGGGCUCGGGCGGGCCCGAGGGGUCUGCGGCAGCGGCCGCCGCGCGCUCCCCCGCCCCCCCGGGGGCGCCCGGGCCCCGACCUCGGCAGGAGCGCGCGCCCGGGCGGCGGAGCGGCGGCCUGGAGGAGCCCGCGGCGUGGGAGGCCGACGGCCGUGAGUCCGCCGCGGGCCCGGGGGCGGGCGCGGGCGAGCCCCGAGGAGCCCCGCACUCCCGCGGGGGCGACCGAGCCGCGGCCGCCGGCUUCUUUGUGGCGUCCGGGGGACUGCUUCCUCUGGAGAGGCAGCUCCAUGAGACCGCCCGACGGAACAACAUCGGGAGGAUGAAGGAACUGAUCGAAAGGAGAGUCAACGUCAGAGCCAGAAACCACGUGGGCAGGGUGGCCCUGCACUGGGCCGCGGGCGCCGGGCACGAGCAGGCCGUGCAGCUGCUCCUGCAGCAUGAGGUUGCUGUGGACGAUGAGGAUGCGUUUGGUAUGAACGCGCUCCUCCUGUCUGCCUGGUUUGGCCACUUGCGGAUCCUCCAGAUCCUGGUCAACUCUGGGGCCAAGAUCCACUGUGAGAACAAGGACGGCUUCACCUUACUUCACUGUGCGGCACAAAAAGGCCACGUGCCGGUGCUGGCAUUCAUAAUGGAGGAUCUGGAGGAUGUGCCCCUGGAUCGUGCUGACAAGCUGGGAAGGACAGCGUUUCACCGGGCUGCUGAGCAUGGGCAGCUGGAUGCUCUGGACUUCCUUGUGGGCUCUGGCUGUGACCACAGUGUGAAAGACAAGGAGGGGAAUACAGCCCUUCACCUGGCUGCCAGCCGGGGCCAUCUGGCUGUGCUGCAGCGACUCGUGGACAUCAGGCUGGACCUGGAGGAGCAGAACACGGAGGGUCUGACUGCCCUGCACGCAGCAGCUGAAGGCGUCCACGCGGACUGUGUGCAGCUGCUCCUCGAGGCUGGGAGCAGUGUAAACGCCCUCACCCAGAAAAAACAGAGCUGCCUCCACUACGCGGCCCUUGGUGGCUCCGAGGACGUGGCCCGAGCCCUCAUCCAUGCAGGAGGCCAGACCAAUGUAGCUGAUCAUCAGGGCGCCUCUCCUAUGCACCUGGCUGUGAAGUACAACUUCCCUGCCUUGGUCCAGCUUCUCAUUGAUGCUGGCAGUGACCUGGAUGCCACCGACAAUAGGCAGCAGACGCCCCUCCACCUUGCUGCUGAGCACGCCAGGCAGGACAUAGCAGAGAUGCUCCUCAUCGCGCGGGUUAACUUAAACCUGAGAGAUAAGCAAGGGAAAACUGCCCUGGCCGUGGCCGCUCGCAGCAACCACACCAGCCUGGUGGACAUGAUCAUAAAAGCUGAUCGCCUCUACAAGCGGGAGAAGGAUCACCCCUUGCGCAGGGAGCCCUCUGGGAAGAACUUGACCUUUAAGCAGGAUCAUCGGCAGGAAAGGCAGCAGUUCCACUCUGUGCUGUGGCGACUGGCCUCCAGGGACCUGCGGCCUCAUGAAUGGAAGAAGCUCGCGUAUUGCUGGGAGUUCACUGACGCCCAUGUCCACGCCAUCGAGCAGCAGUGGACAGGCACCAAGAGCUACCAGGAGCACGGCCACCGGAUGCUGCUCAUCUGGCUGCAUGGCGUGGCCGCAGCCAGUGAGAACCCCAGCAAAGCGCUGUUUGAGGGCCUCGUGGCCAUUGACAGGAGGGACCUGGCUGAAAGCGUCAGGAAGAAAGCAAAUGCUGACCCAAGUGCCCCCAGCAGGUGCAUGGUCAUGUAACUGGAGAGGCCAGACCUCCAGAGGCAUGGGGCCUCAGAAUGGGCGCCACUGAGCAGAAGAGGACCACCAUUUAAGGGCUUAAAAAAAAAAAAUCACUGUUAACAGACCUCCAGCUGCUUGUAUUAAAGCAGGCAGUCGUGCCAGAGUAGCAGGCACUGCUUGUAAUCUCAUUUCCAGGGUUGGUCCAGGGGCCGGUUCGGGUUCUGCAGGUAACCUCUUCCCACAGGAAGGGUCCUUUACAGCUCUUGGAGCCUCACAGCAGUCCCCUGAGAUGCAAGUGGCACCUUUUUAGAGAGGACACUGAGGCUCAGGAUGGAGAAGCAGCUAAUCAGCUAUUGAGGUCAGGUGCCAAACCCUGCCUUCUUGUCUCCCCAACCUGGCAAAAGGGCUCCAACUGUCCCUUACAAAGUGGGUCGCCCUUCCCUCAUUCACUGGCUUUUAAUGAAUGCUGUGCUUAUUCCAUAGCUGUUCUGUUCCCAAGUGUAUUUGUAUACCGUGAUGGUUCUGGGAGGCACACACUUUUAUUUUUUCUCUCUUGUUUUAGAAUUUUUUAAUUUUUAUUUAAUUUUUAUUUUUAGAAUUUUUUAAUUUUAAAAUUUUAUUUUGAAAUCGUUUCAGACUUCCAAAAAACAUUGCAGAACCAGUACAGAGAAUUUCUGAAUACGCCUCACAAUACAACUUCCCCGAGUACUAAUGUCUUACAUAAUACAGCAAAAUUUUCAAAACCAGGAAGUUAACACUGAUACCAACCAUACUACUAACUCCUCUUCAGACCUUAUUCCGAUUUUGCCAGUUGAGCCAUUCAAGUCCUUUUUCUGGACCAGGAUCCAGCCCAGGAUCACACCUUGCAUUUAGUUUUCAUUCUUAGUUUUGUUUUUUUUUUAAUUUGUAUUUAUUUAUGAUAGUCACAGAGAGAGAGAGAGAGAGAGAGAGAGGCAGAGACACAGGCAGAGGGAGAAGCAGGCUCCAUGCACCGGGAGCCCGACGCGGGAUUCCAUCCCGGGUCUCCAGGAUCACGCCCUGGGCCAAAGGCAGGCGCCAAACCGCUGCGCCACCCAGGGAUCCCUCAUUCUUAGUUUUAAAUAGCCCCAUACAAAGGGUCACCUGUCCAGAGCUGCACCAUCUGACAGAACUUUCUGUGGUGACCCAGAUCUGUGCUGUCCCUGUUUACCUCUAGCCACCUGUGGCUACUGGGUACUUGAGAUGUGGCUAGUGGGACGGAGGAACCGAAUUUUUAGUUUAAUUUUUGGAAGUUUAAAUAGGCGUCUGUAGCAAGUGGCAGUCAUAUUGGGUGGCACAGCUGGUCUGGAGCUUUGCUUUGAGGUGCCAGCGAAGCACAGGUGGCUUGGCUGCACCAGGAAGAGUGGAAAAUGUGACUCUGGAUGCCUCACCAUGGUGUCACAGAUGUGGAGAAUAUCUAUGCAGGAUAGCCUGCAAGUUCUGCCUGAAAGCUUUUUUUUUUUUUUUUUUUUAGUUUUUAAAAUUUAUUUUUAUUUUUAUUCGAGAGAUCCAGAGAGAGAGAGGCAGAGACACAGGCAGACGGAGAAGCAGGCCCCAUGCAGGGAGCCCGAUGUGGGACUCUGAUCCUGGGUCUCCGGGAUCAUGCCCUGGGCGGAAGGCUGAACCACCCAGGCUGCCCCGGAAGCUCUUUCUAAUCUGAGCUCUCACGCAUGUGGCACAGCUUGCUGUGGCCACUCUAGGAGCCCACGUCUUAGGAAAAACUCCCCACAGAGUCACUCGCUGGGCCUGAGUCCUGGGAGGGAGGGAGACCAUGAAAGACAUUAGAGCUGAGAGGGGCUGCAGCCAUCACCUAUGCAUGGUGGGAGCUCACACACAGUGGUACUGUCCUCUGAAAGGCAGCUGGCAUUCUAUCUGCCAAAAUUACAAAUGCACUUGCCCUUUGACCCAGCAAUCCCACCGGGAGGUAUUUAUCCUACAGAUAAACCUGCAAACGCUAUACUAACACUAAUGCAAAGAAAUAGAGCAGAAACUAUGCUGUGCAGAGGAGUGCAUGGGAACCUGCUCAGGGUUUUUUUUUUUAAACUAUUCCUAUUAAUCUUUAAAAAAAAAAAACACUUAAAGCUUAUGAAAAGAAAAAGAGGCUUUGGAACCAACCUAUUUUACAGGCAGUAACCUGUAGGCCUGAGGCCUCAGAGUUCACAGCCAGAUUCAGACCCCCAGGGGUGGCACAGGAACCUCCAUGUCCUUCCUCUGCAUGUGCAAUGGUUUUGGGGUUUUGUUGUUUUCUUAAGUAGGCUCCACACCCAGUGUGGGGCUUGAACUCCCAGCCCCCUGGGCUUAAGAUUAAGACCUGGGCUGAGAUCAAGAGUCACUCAACUGACUGAACCACCCAGGCGCUCCUGCAUGUGCUUUGCUGAGGGGGGG
Messenger RNA from Nyctereutes procyonoides (raccoon dog), 4143 nucleotides. It is a transcript of the gene ANKDD1A, whose product is annotated as ankyrin repeat and death domain containing 1A. The coding region runs from base 1 to 1758 and encodes 585 amino acids. Gene Ontology annotation, molecular function: protein binding. Lineage: Eukaryota; Metazoa; Chordata; Mammalia; Carnivora; Canidae. The transcript has 15 exons. The record is from RefSeq and is a predicted model, not a curated record. Gene Ontology annotation, biological process: signal transduction.